This is a messenger RNA of Eriocheir sinensis (Chinese mitten crab), 4648 nucleotides long. RefSeq names its product histone deacetylase complex subunit SAP130-A-like. The transcript has 18 exons. The record is from RefSeq and is a predicted model, not a curated record. Gene Ontology annotation, cellular component: Sin3-type complex. Bases 178 to 3528 code for a protein of 1116 amino acids. Gene Ontology annotation, biological process: negative regulation of transcription by RNA polymerase II. Lineage: Eukaryota; Metazoa; Arthropoda; Malacostraca; Decapoda; Varunidae.
UUUGAGGGAAUGCAAAACUAUGAGAGUGCCUGACAACGGUGAGCGGGGCCGCGGUGUGUAGCGCAGCGUCUGGCGGACCACGGAGGGCCGCACACUACUGCAGGGACGGGCUUCAAGGGCCAUGUAGCGGGGCCCCACGAGCCAUUCAGGUGCAGGAAACAUACAGAACCCUUCAGCAUGAGUGGGCGCAGUGGCCUGGUGGGUCCCAGUGGGGGCUCCAUGGCUGGCCCAGACCCUGCCAAUCAGCCCAUGGACCUAGUGAAGACUACAGGAAGGUCAAUGGAAUCUGGAAGUAUAGUAAAAAGUGGUAACACAACACUAGUCCACUACACUACUGGGGGUGUGGCCCAAAUCCUGACAACAAGUGUGGCCACUGCACAUGUGGUGACUGCUAAACCAGUAGGUCGCAGCGAGAGUAUGGGUGUGGGAAGUCAAACAGUCACCUUGGUUUCGCGCACGUCGGGCCCCCCAGCUGCCCUCAAUCUUGCUGCACAAAAUCCGGGUGGAGGCAGUAACCCAGCUGUACGAACAGUUUCUCAUCCCUCCGGCACCCAAACCAACAAUGCCGUGGUAACAUCUUCAACCCAGCUGGCUUACCAUAUCCCAAGGGGUGCUGCAGCUGUUGCCAACAUGUCAGCUCCACGGUCACAGACUGUAGCCACUCCCAUUGUCAGGACCACAGGACAGCCACUUGGGCACCCAAGCUCAAAUCUACCAGGACCACGAAGCAGUGUUGGUGGUCAGCGUGUCGUCCCAGCUUCCAGUGCAGGAUGGGGUCGCAGCACUCCCUCACCAGCACACUCCAAUAAAGGUGCCCCCACCUUACACUCCAAUGUGGCGGGAACGAGCCUCAGCCUUGGAGUGGCUCGAGGAUCAUUGCCCAGCACCCGGCCUGGACAGCCCACAGGCUCUAUCACCACUUAUCAUCCUGGAGGACGUGCUUCAGGGCUGCCAGGGGGGCCUAUUCGAGGAGCAGGGACCACCACUAUGAGGGGCAUGGUGACAGAUGGACCUCGAAUGUCUGGCCCUAAGGCAGUGCACAUUACUCAGCCUGUUGUUCAACCACAAAAAUAUGGCUCUGGAAUAAUGGGCAGUGGGGGACGUAGUAUGGCUCCUGGCUCAUCGGCAUCAUCAGCCGGGCCUAUUUACACCCCUGGUAGUCCUUUGGUCACCACAGUUGCUGGGCAAAACUUGACCUCCCAGGGAAGCAUGAGGACCCAACCACCUCCAGCCAUUGCUGUGAGGAUAACUACUGCACCCAUACCCACCUCAUCCACAUCUGCACCGGUGAUGUCACAGGCAGGCACUGGUAUUGGAGCUUUGGCACUGACGUCCCCUACUGGCACCACAUCAGGCACCAUCCUUACCCACCAUCCCACUCUGCAGCGGACCUCUCAAGACCACCACAUUCCUCUUAAAGCACCCAUUGUACGAACUCCAGGAGGAACCCAUCAACCCAGCAAAGCAGGAGUUCAAGGCCAGACCCUCACCUUCCCUGAUGGCCCCAAGGUGAUAACUCAACCAGCACAAGGACCUCCAUUGGCUCUUACACACAUCUCGGGUCUCUCAGGGCUCACCACCCAAAAGGGUCAGGUUGGCACACACACUUUGCAGCAGCAGCAACAACACCAACAGCAGCAACAACAACAACAACCGCAACAUCAGCAGCAGCACCACCAACAUCAGCACCAACAAGCACAUCUGCAGCACCAGCAACAGCAACAUCAGCAGCAGCAGCAUCACUCAACAGGUGUACAGCAUAGAGGAGGCAGUGUUGUGGGUGCUACUGUGGGCCGUGGCAUUGGAGGAACAGCCAUCCCAGUGGCUAAAGUCCUUCCUCAGCAGGCACCUCCCCAAGGCCCUGUGUCUGUGGCAUCUACUCCAAGAGUCCCUCAUGGCCAAGUUAGAGCACCGUCUCCUGGGCAAGUUGCUGAUCCCCAGCCUGCUCACACUAGUGUCUUCCUGCACCGUACUCAUGCAGGUGUUGCCGUGACUACUGGUGGAACAUGUGGAGAGCGAGUGGUGACAACAGUGCCCCAGUAUAGCAUUGCUCCCCAGUAUUAUUAUGAGCAGGGCCACAAUGCUACAUAUCAGGUUGGUGGAACAACACUUGUGCCCAGCACCCUGGGGUCUACCCACUAUGUGCCAGCCAGCAUGCAGGGCGGGAGCCUCAGAGUCACGGCUGGGGGUUCUAACCCUACUGUGGCAAAUGUAGGUGGGGUGAAUGGCUCAGGGCAGGUGGAAUGUGCAACAGGGCAGCAGGGAACAGUACCCUUGCCCUCCAUGAAGCCAAAUGCCUCUCCUAGGCCCUCUAUACUUAGAAAAAGGCCUGACAAUGAUGGGAUACCCAUGAAAGCUGCCAAGAACCUCACCACAUCCCUCUCCAUGCCGGUACCCUCCCCACCGUCCCCAAAGAGGCCAGACUCCCGGGGCAAUGGGAAUGCUUCCUCUGGCUCAACUACAAUAUCUGCAAACUCUUCCCCUGAUUCUUCCUUAUCAGGCCUCCAAAUAGAGGAGAUGGACAGUGGAACGACUCCACUUCGGGGCAGUGGUAGUCAUACUCCUCCAAGCAUCAAACAAGAGCCUCCCGAAGAUGCUACAAUAGUUCUACCACGCCCUCCUUCAUUGUCCAUUCCUGCCCCAGACCUCUGUCCACUGACCCUGAACACCAUGAGCACAGCCACUCUCACGGUGCCCCAGCCGCACUUGUCGGUAGCCACCCUUCAUGCACCUGCACAAAUCCUUGGAGAUGGACUUUCUCCAAGGAAAAAACCUAGAAAACAGCAACUCAUGGGCAAUGAGCUGCAGGAGGCACGGUCUAGUGAAGAUGACCUUGAGCAUCCCCCAAUUAAAAAGAAUAAGAGAGAUCUUGCAGAAGAUAGUCAUGAUUUAGAAGGCAGUGAAGAUGAAGGUGGAGGAUGGUCAGAGCCUGGAGGAGCUAGUAGUGGUGGCAGCUGUGGUGGUGGUGGUGGUAGUGGUGGCUUAGGAGGUGUCAGUAGUUCCACUGGUGCCGGCAUCAAUAAUUCUGUGAGCACCACAGUUGUUCUCACCAACCGCCCCACAAUGUCACUUCUGAGCAGUUUCCGCCAAACUUGGAAGCCUCGCCACAAUCACUUUGUGAGGCACACUGAUGUGAAACCCAAGGAUGAAAAGAGGAUGACUGUUAAUGAGAUAGCCAACCAGAAGCUGGCUAUGCAACGUGUUAAUGGAUGGAAGAUUGUUCAUCUAUCUGGACAAGUGGAUGACCUUGUGGAACUAGAGACUGAUGUAGUAGACCGCCUUCACCUGCUACUCAGCUCCCUGGAGAAGAGAACUCAUCCAAGAAAACCAUAUAAGGACUUUGAAAAAGAUGUGAAUCGGCUGUCUGAGCUUGUGAAGGCCAACAUUCAGCGUUCCAAGAUCAUCAAAGAUCAAAUGGUGGAGGCAAGGUCACAGAUGCAUAAGUUGUUUGACCACAAAGAUAAAAUUGUUGAUAUAAUGAACAAAUACAGCAGUAAACGAAGUGUUCGAAAAAAGGAAAAAAGUUGAACUGUGAGUCAGGACACAGAUUUACAGUUCUUUGGUUAUGUGUCAUUGUUCACCAGGUUUGUGGUGUUAAUUGUACAUUGCAAUUUUUUUCUUUUAAGUAUUAGUGUAGAUUAGAAAACUAUUUUAUGAGAGCUGUUCCUGGGUGUACAGCCAUACUGAGUACCUGCGAUGCCUCUUCUGAGGCAAAUUGUAUGAGUUUCAUUAAUGUUAACAGCUGUGCAUCAUAGCAAUAUAGUGUAAAGUAUAAUUUACUUUAAGUUAUACUACAAAAUAUUGCACUUAGAACAUUUGAAAUAUUAAUUUAAGUUCCAGAUAAUGUAUUUAUGCAAAGCUUUUAUAAUGAAACACAGUUUCACCAUAGAUACCAGUAAAUAUACUGCAAUGUAAUUGAUUCUCUCUUGAGUUUUGACAGUUUACAGCUAACAACAGAGUACCCAUUGUGUCCCAAAGCUGAUGACGGUGAAACAGCAUCCUGUUUUAUUUUUGCCAUAACGACAAAGAGGAUAUAUAUAAGGAUCACUUGGGCAUGUAUAUUAAUACCUGAAGGAUGACUGAAUGUAGGUCAAUCCAUGUACAAUAUUAUGCAUUUCCAUAAGAGUAUAUUAAUAUAUGCAAGUAUCAUAGCUGAAUCUGUUACUUGAUUACAGAAAAUAUUGUGUGGUCAAGUGAAGUGGAAUGGAGAGUGGCCUAGCAUAAAGUUACCAUGCUGAAAAGGCAACUACAUAUAGAUCAUAUGGAAAAGAUUGGGAAGGAUCCUUUGUAACUGUUUGUAAGGAAUGAGUGAACCAUAUGUAUUGUCUCAUCUUAGGCUUUUAUGUAGACGAUUCAAGAAAAUUACUUUAAUUAGUAACCAUAAGACCUUUUGAUAAUGGUACAUGAACUUUACAGUAUUAGUAAAGUUUUAAAGACAUCUCUUGUCAACAGACUUAAGUAUGUGAUAUUGAUUAGCUGACAAAUCAAUUUAAUGUAUUAUAUGACUAUCAAAAUAUGGGAAACAAUUUUUUUUGCAACAAGAAUCUGAAAUUGGGCAUAUCCUCAACUUAUAGAAAUGCAUUAAGUACUUGUGUAAUUUUUUGUCAUAAAAAUGAAAUAUAAAUAUAAAUUUUACAAGGUAUGUUUA